GACAUUCGUGUUGAUUGUAAAUAAUUUAGGUUAUGUUGUUAUAUCACGAGCGGUGUUUAUCUAUUUAAUGUUAAAAUAAGCCUGACAAUGAUAGAAGGAUUAAAUGCCCGUUUAGUUUCUUUUCGAAAUACAAUUUCUACCUUAAGCAAACGUAAGACAUAUAGGUAUGGUUUGCCCUUCAUUCUGUUCAUGGUCGGAGGAUCUUUUGGUUUACGUGAAUGGACACAAAUCAGAUAUCAAUUCUCGCAAGUAAAGGGUGUUAGUAAAGAUGAAGCUGAAAAAAUGGGACUCCACCGAGAAAAUGAAGUAACCCUAGAAAAAACAUAUGAAGAAAUACAAAAACUGGACAUAGACAAUUGGGAAAACAAGAGAGGGCCACGACCUUGGGAAAUGGCUGAAGAACAAAAAAAGAAAUAGAAGUUUUCACAAUUUUCCAUUAACCAAAAAGUAUUGGUUGUUGUAAAUAUUUGUUAUAUUUUAGUGUUAUUAAACAGAAAUAUUGUUAAAUGUUAUUGUUUAUAUUGUCUUAAGUGUUGAGAAAGUUCAAAUUAUAUGUACCUACCAAACUAAAGUCACAAAAUAUGUUUUUAAAUAUAUGUAUACUUAUCAUUCUUUUUUACUGAAUGAUAAGUAGGUUCUUUAACAGCUCUGAUAGUGUUAGUUGUAGUAACACUGAAACUGUGAUUAUGGUAAACAAAACAAGGACUUACUGAAAAUUGUGGGCAAAAACAGAUUAUUAAUGUAAAAGGAAGAGCUACUAAACAACCAAACAAUUUAUUUUGUUAUCCUGUUGAAGGACUAACUAAAAUAAUAUUCAACCUCAAAUAUAUUCCUUCAAAAUAAUUGAAGUGUUAAAAUAAGUUUGCAAUACCA
This is a messenger RNA of Trichoplusia ni (cabbage looper), 873 nucleotides long. It is a transcript of the gene l(3)neo43, whose product is annotated as cytochrome c oxidase assembly protein COX16 homolog, mitochondrial. Gene Ontology annotation, biological process: mitochondrial respiratory chain complex IV assembly. Gene Ontology annotation, cellular component: mitochondrial inner membrane. The transcript is spliced from 2 exons. The record is from RefSeq and is a predicted model, not a curated record. The coding region runs from base 88 to 417 and encodes 109 amino acids. NCBI's taxonomy places the organism in Eukaryota, Metazoa, Arthropoda, Insecta, Lepidoptera, Noctuidae.